GAUAGCCACCCUGUGUGUCAAACGUGGCGACCGGUUUGUUGGUUAUCUAACGUGUACUACGGUCCGCAUCACUUCAUAGGGCCGUUGUAUCGUCUGCACGAUGUUUUCCAUCAAGUGUUACGCCGUCUUGUGUUUAAUUUUGUCGUUAAUCCAUUAUUCAGUAGGCCUUUACUUUCAUAUAUCUGAAACGGAACGAAAAUGCUUCAUUGAAGAAGUGCCGGAGGAAACACUUGUCGUUGGAAACUACAAGUGUCAACUGCACGAUCCGAAGACCGGCGGUUUCAUGCAAUCCAGUCCCGGUAUUGGUAUGCAUGUGGAGAUUCGCGAUCCUGAUGACAAGACCAUUUUGUCGAAGGUGUACAGCUCUGAAGGCCGCUUUAGUUUCACUUCGCAUUCACCCGGUGAACACGUCAUUUGCCUCUACUCCAAUUCUUCCAGCUGGUUCAGCGGGAGCCAACUGAGGGUCCACCUUGAUAUUCAAGUUGGUGAGCAUGCUGUCGACUAUGGCAGUGUGGCACGGAAGGAGAAGCUUACAGAGCUACAACUGCGUGUACGGCAGCUGUUGGACCAGGUUGACCAGAUCACCAAAGAACAGAAUUACCAAAGGUUCCGUGAAGAACGCUUCCGACAGACAAGCGAGAGCACUAACUCCAGGGUUCUGUGGUGGUCGGCUGGACAGACGGUCAUCCUGCUGCUCAUGGGAUUCUGGCAGAUGAGACACCUGAAGAGCUUUUUCGAAGCCAAGAAGCUUGUGUAAAACUGGAUGCUAUGUGCACCCCGGAGUGACAUCCCUCCAUGCAUGGAAUGCUUUCCGUUAAUUUGGUGUCUCAUGGACUUUUAGCUCUACAUUGGAUGGUAUUUUAGCAUUGGCAGCCCCUUCUGUUCCUUCAAAAAAAACUGUUAAGGUCUGGAAAGCAUUUUAACAUUUUGAUGACACCAUUUGCAAUAAAUUUUCUUCUAAGGCAGGGAAAAAAACUUCUUUGCUAAAGACUUGCAUAUUUGCAGUUGCCACAGUUGCCUUUUGCUAUCCGGCUUAGGCAAAUGAAGGUGUUUCACGGAUGUCAGACCGGAAACUCGGCAGUGUUUUUUGUUUUGCUAUUUAAGAUCUUUGAUGUCCUAAAACAAGUCUUUCAUGUUGAUGAAAAAGUGGGCAAAAAUGAAACCACUACUAUAUUGUAUCGACCCAAGUUGCUUGUAUGGUUUUGCUGCACAUCAUGCAUUUUCUGUUUUGUCAAAGGCACCUCUUUGUGUGUGCAGCGAAAUUUGCAUGAUGCCACGACUGUCACUGUUUUGCUUGCAUCAAACACUAGAGUAUCAUUUUUGAGUUUCCAAUGCAAAACUGGAGCAGCUCAGCUGUACUUGAUACCUCUAGUAGGCUUCUAUGGUGUGCAGAAAUAAAGAGCGUGAGAAUAUUCUUUUCAUCCUGUUAAGUUUCAUGCCUUCAGUUUCAUGCAAUCCCUGGCUGGAUCUGUGUGCCUUUGUUACAAAAGGAAUUAAAUGUCAUUUGACUGGCGCUGGUUAGAUAAAUCGAAAUACAGCUCAUGCCCGUUACAAUAGAUCUGCAUAUCAGGCUGACUUCCUAAGUUUGGUCUGCCUGUAUUACUAAUGCAACAAAAUUUGUUCUUGACGGACAAAAUUUUGGGCAAAUAUCUAGAUAAGGCAUAUACAAUAUACUUUGCUGUGGCGGUGCAUGUGUGUGGCAGUGCACUGCACAUGACUUUUUCGGCCACUUGCAAAAAGUGCAAACAUAUGCUUUUUCUUAAGGGACGGACACACUAGCAGCAACCCUCUCAUAAUGGCAAUGCUGUGCAACACUCCACCGGCUCAGAGUUUUCAGGCGACCACACAUACGGCUCACUGCUACCCACCGCUAUUGGCGCUGUGCCAAGCAGGGUCCUAGGGUGCUGCUAGGCCUAACUCACUUCGCUUUAAAACAGAGUUGCACGUUAAUCACGUAGGCCUUUUUUUUUUUUUUCCACAAUUGUACAGACACUCUAGGUGCGUUACUGCCAUCGCUAUCAUCCUGUCUUGUUAUCGAUGGCGCAUGCAGGGCCCACGCGGUGAAGGUUAGAGGGCCUCUAGAAACGUGUAGUUUGUUUGGCUGCAAAAACGAUAAAGCCAGCUGGAUGCACAGUAACGCUCCGCUCACUUGACUCUGCCAAAGCUGGGGAAGCAUUCUGCCUUUCACUACUGGAAUGAGCAUUGUACGCACAACCACUAGUGUUUCUACUGAGCAGCACUCCAAUGUGUAUACAGUGGUCUGAGUGGAAUGGACAGUAAAUUUCAAAUUGCAAAUGUUAAUGGCUUUCUUUCAGUCUCGUCUUUUGCACCAUCGAGCUGCGACACCUGCAACAUCUCUGGCGGCAUGCCUUGUCUAAAGCCCCUCCAUAAUGCCCUCGUCCGCUGCCAAGGCUAAGAGCACCAACCUGCUCUCCUCCUCUCCUUUUCGGCCUCUUCUCUGACCUGCGAAAGCGAAAGUGCUGCGAAAUAUAUUUCUGGUGACCUUUCCACGGUUCUCAUGGCCGUGCUGCUUUCUCCACGACCGUGCCGCCGGUAGCAUGCCCAUAAUCUAAAGAAUGGUUGUGAAUUUGCUUCCUUGAAGCUUUGUUGUGCCCUGAUGUCACUCGAGAAACACGGAUGAGUAAGGAUAUUGCUUGUUUGUGUGUUCUCAGUGAGUACAGAAACAUGGAAGGCCACCUCAGUGGCUCCUCAAAGGGUAGCGCUACUUAAAAAAGUGGCAGUAAACGUGAUGAAGGGGCUUUAGCCUCAUCAUGUGAGCAUUGCGAGAUGCCUGCCCUGCCAGGGCGCUGUUUCAGAACACUGUACGAGGAGCUUCAGUGCAAUGCUAAGCUUUGGUAUCGCUUCAACAUCACCAUUUGGGUGAAACAGGCCCAUUUUUAAAUUCAUUUUGCAUCAGACUUAUUUUAUUGUUUGCGGUGGCCUCCAGGCUCCAAUAAGCUAACACUAAAUGGUGGUAUAUGUGAAGUGCUGCGAUUACACGAUGUUGUGGAAUUAGUUUUGUAUCUGUUGUAACGGGCGUAGGCUGUAUUAGUUAUUCUGGUUUGCUGCACUGGGGAUCUGUUUUUACAUUUUUUCCGUGUUGUCACUAGCUUGGGAAAAUCACUGUGAUGUACAGCCAAGAACAUGUGUGAAAGUUUAAAUGUUGCUGUCCGGUGCUGCUUUUUACAGUGCGAUGAAAAAUGUGAUGGCGAGAAAGAAAGUCCUGGAAAUUUGUUGCUUUUGUUGAGCUUUGUGGCUAGGCAAAUACUUGUUCAAUUUGCUCUUGCUAAUUGUGUACACAUAAAUGCUGUUUACCAGGGCAUGCCAGAUGUUGCUUCGAGUCGCAGAACUCGUAAAAGGAGCUGCAUCAAUAGACAACUUGAGUUAAGCUUUGACAUAGUCAUCAACUCUGUAUGCUGUUAACUCACCUGGUAUUCUCAUUAUAUAGCUGUAAACUGCUUUAUACCAUUGCUCUUCAAUGUGCGACAGUUGGGUGAGGAGUUUAUUGUGCAGUACACAUGUCAGAGCUCUGCAAUGUUUUUCACAAAUCUUGACAAAGGCAGAAAAUAUGACUGCUCCCCUGUUCUGGUUUAUUUCCGUGUACACUGCAGUCACUUGAUUGAGUUUGUAAUAAAAUGGUCUCUAUAAAUGUGC
Molecule: messenger RNA, 3654 nt
Organism: Dermacentor albipictus
Lineage: Eukaryota; Metazoa; Arthropoda; Arachnida; Ixodida; Ixodidae
Gene: eca
Product: transmembrane p24 trafficking protein eclair
Biological process (GO): Golgi organization; intracellular protein transport; endoplasmic reticulum to Golgi vesicle-mediated transport
Cellular component (GO): COPII-coated ER to Golgi transport vesicle; endoplasmic reticulum-Golgi intermediate compartment; endoplasmic reticulum
Source: RefSeq, a predicted model, not a curated record